Molecule: messenger RNA, 1531 nt
Organism: Chanos chanos (milkfish)
Lineage: Eukaryota; Metazoa; Chordata; Actinopteri; Gonorynchiformes; Chanidae
Gene: sike1
Product: suppressor of IKBKE 1
Exons: 5
Coding region: 235-876 (213 amino acids)
Source: RefSeq, a predicted model, not a curated record
GCCGGUAUGUAGCCUGGCAUAAAUUUUAAGUACAUUUCAUGAAUAGUCAAUAACAUUAUACUGUCCAUUGAUCGCCACUUGUUUGGCAGUUGAAUUUCUUCUCAGUUCACUUGCUAGCUGGAAAUAGUUGACUAGCUAGCUUGCACCUCGCGAAGUUUGCGAGCUUAUCUCCGAUUUUUCCGCUUUGACCGAGCGAAUAUACCAAUCUCAGUGCGAGUGUAAACGGAUAUAACGAUGGCAUGCACCUUAGAAAAGGUCCUCAGUGAUGCUCGCACUUUGUUAGAACGACUCAAAGAGCACGAUACGGCAGCCGAGAGCUUAAUAGAGCAGUCAGGAGCGCUAAGCCAGAGGGUCCACGGUAUGAAGGAAGUGGGGAAUGCGCUACCGGAUAAGUACGUGGAGGAAAGCACAGAGUUUCAGGAGCUAUCGAAAUACAAGCCCCACGUCUUGCUGACCCAAGAAAACACCCAAAUCAAGGAGCUACAACAAGAGAACAGAGAGCUUUGGCUGUCUCUGGAGGAACAUCAAUAUGCACUGGAGUUGAUUAUGGGUCGAUACCGUAAGCAUAUGCUACAGCUGAUGAUGGGGAAGAAAGAGCUUGAUACCAAGCCUGUACUAAGCCUCCAUGAAGACCAUGCCAAGGAGGUGCAGAGUCAGCUGGAGCGGAUAUGUGAGAUGGGCCAGGUGAUGCGUAAAGCUGUACAGGUGGAUGACCAGCACUAUUGCUCUGUGCAAGAGAGAUUAGCCCAACUGGAGAUUGAAAAUAAAGAAUUACGAGAUCUCCUGUCAAUCAGCAAGAGUUCUUUAAGGCCACAAAGAGAAGAGGGAUGCCAACCAGACACAGAACUUGCAGCUAAACCUUCUGAAAACCAAUGAGAGGGUGGAAAGAGAGGAAAUGCGAAGGAGAGAUGGGAAUCCCUUGCUCCUAUUGGCCGAAGUGCCAGGCAAUACACAUUUUACCAUCUCAGGUCUCCUAUUUUAAGCCAUUCACUUUUUUUUUCUUUAUUCAUGAUUUGUCAAUCCUCUUUUCUAACCCAUUGCAGCAGGAUUUAACAUCCUGUUAACUAAUGAUGCACUUUUUCUUUGCAAAGUGAUCAAAUAAUAAAUCUUGUUUUCUCAGGAAAAAACAUAUCACCUCUUAGAUAUUAUUUAAUAACACAUUAGAUAAACAGCCCCAGGCAGAUUGGUAUAUAGGCUAAAAUGGCUUUGGUCUUUGACAGUCUCUUUGCCUUGAGAGUUUUCAUGGCCCCCUUCAUAUGUACCUGUAAAGUAUUUGAAAGUGAGUUUGAAUAUAAUCGUUUUACUUAGACACAUAAAAAUACUGUAACUGAUUUUUUUUUUAAUGUAGUCUCACUCUUAAAAGGCCUGUGACCACUGCUAGUCUGAAUGAUCAGUUUUACAUUAGUCUUAUUUUAUUCUGACAAAGCAGAUUCGUGGUAUGUGUAUUGUGUUGUUGGUGUUUGUCUGUGUGUAAAAAUGAUGUUUAAGGCAUUUGUUUAUCACACUUUUCUCUGUCUAUAAAUGAGAUGAU